Molecule: messenger RNA, 2860 nt
Organism: Acanthaster planci (crown-of-thorns starfish)
Lineage: Eukaryota; Metazoa; Echinodermata; Asteroidea; Valvatida; Acanthasteridae
Product: TLC domain-containing protein 2-like
Biological process (GO): regulation of membrane lipid distribution; phospholipid homeostasis; membrane assembly
Cellular component (GO): plasma membrane
Source: RefSeq, a predicted model, not a curated record
AUCCCGAAGGUUGUCCUUGUUGCCACGAGGCUCGCCAUUCCCCUGCCGCGGACAUGUCCGGCCUGUUCGUCACCGUGGCUGCGGCCGCUGCCGUCGGAUACAAGGGUUUUAACUCGGCGCUGGACCAGGGAUUGGUGCCGCAACCGCCGGGGAAAUACGCCAGCACCGAUCGCCACCGGUGGAGGAACGCGGCUACGUCGUGCCUCAAUGCAGCCGUCGUGUCUGUCCUUACGCUGCACUGUUUGUUCAGCUAUCCAGAUGCCUGGCAUUCCCCUCAUUCACACUACAGCGAGUUGGCGGAGGCUAGCCUGGCUGUGAUGACUGGUUAUGUCAUCUACGAUACAUGGGACAUCAUAAUGCACACAGGUUUGUUCAAGCAGUGGACAGUCCUGCUUCACCAUGUUAUUGUAGGACUGGUUUUCUACAUGCUCAGCAGGGAUCGGGUGGAAUUCGGUUCGGGCAUGAUCGCUUUGCUGACGGAAGUCAAUGCCGUGUUCCUGCACUCCCGUCAGCUCUUGCUGAUCUAUGGUUUUUCCAAGAGCUCCCCCAUCUACCGCGUGCACAGAGCCUUCAAUCUGGCGACCGGCCUGUUCUUUCGUCUGGUGCCCGUGGCCUACGUCUUCUUUAUGUCAUUCUUCAUUGGCGGCCGCGGCCAUGCGUCGGUCGCGCUGCAGACGCUUCUUCCGUUGCUAACUUUCUCUGCGCUGGUGAUGAAUUGCAUGAUGCUCAUGCGAUUGCUUCGCAGUGAUUUUUUUAGCACGAAGACCGACAAAGUUGACUUUAUUUUGGAAAACUAGGCAUAAAAUGGAGCUUAUUUUUGCAUCUCCUUUGGGGAUAGGCUACAGUACCAGCGGCUUCGUGGGUAAACAUUUUGAUUUGCUCGUUCCAACCGCUGUCUUAAGCUUAGUAUCCAUAUGGUCGUGUAACGAACACCGACGGCACGCAAAAUGUCAAGACAGUCGUUGAAGAGACGCUGCGUGACAUUAUUCCACCAAAGAAAUAACCAAAAUGGCGUCGAAUAUCUCGGAGAAAUUUCGCGUGAGAUGCCUUUUUUAGAUGGUGAUACUUUUUUCAAGCGAAAGCAAGCUGCACUUCUACGUAUUUUGCUCAUGGUCAGCCAUUUUGUUGAUGAUUGGGGCGGCAUUUUUUUAGUUAUUAGGAGGGAAUGUACUAACGCGUAGUGCUCUGUGAGAAAUACAUUUAAAGGCCCACGUAUUCGGUGGUAAAUAGUCCCCCGUAACUAGACCUGUGUGAUUGCAACCUCCAUCAAACCAGAGAAGAAAUUUUCUCAGCCCAACGUUCACUGGGUCAAGAACACGAACGAAACUACUGGCAACGUGCUCAACCGCUCAAAGAUAACUCAGUUUUUUUACACUACGCACAUUAUAACCUACGAAAGCCUGUUCGUGCCACCCCUAUUUUUCACAGUAGAUAUAUAUUUUUUCAAAAGUAGCUAUUUUCAUUUUCGUGAGUAGUUAUUUUUAUUUUCCAGAGCAGGUAUUUAUAUUUUCAAAGGCGGCUGUUUUCGUGAGCAGCUAUUUUUAUUUUCGUGAGCAGCUGUUUAUAAUAUAUUUUCAAGAGCUCGCUGGAAAAGUGAUUAAAAACAGACUUGCGUGGCCUUGUUGAAACGGGCUGCAGAAUGAGCCUCAGCCAUUCGGCUGCAGGCCAGCUGUUGUCAUUGUACGUAAAAUAAGCCACAGCCCGCGACCAAAACCUUGUUUCGUAAAGUUUUUGAAAAUAUGAAUAGCUCCUCAGGAAAAUAAAAACACCUACACGUACUUUUGAAAAUAAAAAUAGCUGCUUUUGAAAAUUCGAAUAGCUGCUGUGAAAAAUAAAAAUGGCAUUAAUAGGCUUUCGUAAUAAUAAAUAUUUGUUAUGAACGCUUUUUAUACAAACAUUUCUACAGUACCUUUUGAAUGUUUGUGUUUAAUUAAAAGAAGAUCACUGUUGCACAGACUUACAUGCACAUCUUUCUGUGGGGAUUUCGUUAAUUUUUCAUUUUAGUGGAUAACAACCCUUGUUUGGUUUUUUUUGUAACUUCUGAGAUUAUCUAUGGAUGACUCCAAAACAAUUUAGCUGUCGACAAAAAUUUUGGGGGCAUGAUUCCAUUCUUAUUCAGUGGUGCAGGUUGGAGUUAAUUAGUUCUUAAACAGACUUGGGCAUUUUCGUUUACUGUCUGAAGUUUCGAAGUUUUCUUUUGAACUGUUUUGUGGUGCUGUGUGUAUAUAUUAACUGUGGAGUGUGGAGUGUCAUGGCCUCGUGGUUAAGAGUAUUGGAUUCGUAGUAGUUGCGGGUUCGAAUCCAGCUUGGGAUCACGGUGCGUGUGCCCUUGGGCAAGGUACUUCGUAACUCAUUGCUUCUCCCCACCCAGGAGUAAUUGGGUACCCUGUGAGGGCAGAGAUGGGUAGUGUGGUUGAUUUAGCUGCUUUGCGCAGCAAUGGCUGCAUGAAGCCGUCUACUCCCAAAUAUACUCCAAAUUGUAUUUGGAUUAUUUUGUGGGCCCAAUGAGCAGGGUAAGACUUAUGGGAAGCGCCUUGAGCAGCCUCUGGGUGGGUAUUUUGUGUGUUAUAUUUUUUUAUUAUUAUGUUUCAUGGAACAUAUCGGUACUUCUACAAAAUUACUCUUGUGUUAUUAGACGUUGCACGUAAUGUCAAUGGGACUGAGUUGCAAUUUCAGCGUUCUUUCAAAAAGACAGUCCACGCUCUGUCUCAAACGUUUAGAUAUUCUAAAGCACAAAUUUAAAUGAUCCGUGAAAAAGCAGCAAUGGAGUGUUCUAAUGUUUUGUACUUUUUGCUGGGAAUUUACAUUUGAUAUUGACAUGCUGUUAAAGGGUACCUGCAAUGGAGUUUUAAAAAUACAA